Molecule: messenger RNA, 1005 nt
Organism: Cylindrotheca closterium
Lineage: Eukaryota; Bacillariophyta; Bacillariophyceae; Bacillariales; Bacillariaceae
Source: the annotation of a GenBank genome assembly
AUGGUGUUCAAAAAGUUUUGGAAGAAAAUCAAACGAUCCAGGAGCAAACAAAAUUUAUUUGAACAAGAACAACGAGAAGCAAAUGCAAACACUGCAGAUGGAAUACAUUCAGAUGAUGACGUUACGCUCACUACCAAUGAUAGGGAAAACUCGGGAAACAUCGUCUUUGAAUUAGACUAUUUGGAAAAGGAUGCCUUGCCCGAAUUUGAUGACAUACCUGAAGAUGACUACAGUACCGAUUCAGAAGAUGAAGCAGAAAAGAAGGACGAUUUGGAAUAUCAAAUGCUGGCUCAGAAGUACAGUACCAAGGAAGAUCAAGACGUUGCAGUCUUUAUUGCCGUGGCGGAUCGCAUGACCAUGUCCAGUAUGUUGCAUAUAUUACAGGGCCAUGUUCGUUCGUGCAAUAUGGACGUUCAGAAGUUUGCAGAACUGGCCAAAACCCAAGACCAUGGUCUCACAUCACAACUGAAAUCGAAUGCAGUAUCCUUUGCCAAACCAAGACCGAAAAAGUGUCGGUUUGCUGAAGUUACCGAUGGUCAAGUCCGAGCCAAUGUAAAGGAAGUGGAAUGUCUCAAGACCAUGAAGGGUCUCUGGUGGAAACCUACAGAAAUGAGAACGAUUCAGGAGGAAUUAGUCGAAACGGUUCUCUUCUUUCGCCGUUAUCGACACGACUAUAUUGAAUCCGUCGAAGUGAUUGCUCAAAAGUCAGAUGUCCUACCGGAAGAGGUGGUCGAGAAACAUUUGAAGAACCUCACCAAAGACAAUUAUACUAGGGGACUGGAAGCGCACAUUGUCAAACUCCUCAGUCAGAAUCGCAAGACGACCGUCCACGCCGUCAUGAAGAAACAAAAAAAGCUUACGAAAGAGUCCAAAAAUGACCCAGAAACCUUGAAUCUGUUGCGAGAACAAUCUUUGGAAUCGAGCCAGCUGUCGACGAGGUUUGCCGAAAAGAUGGGACAAUGUGAUGAAAUUAUUGCACUUAAAGCCAGUCUUAGUGCAUGGUAA